Strigops habroptila (Kakapo) is the source of this 2746-nucleotide messenger RNA. RefSeq names its product transmembrane protein 8B (gene TMEM8B). NCBI's taxonomy places the organism in Eukaryota, Metazoa, Chordata, Aves, Psittaciformes, Psittacidae. The transcript has 12 exons. The record is from RefSeq and is a predicted model, not a curated record. Bases 796 to 2580 code for a protein of 594 amino acids. Gene Ontology annotation, cellular component: plasma membrane.
UGUGAGCAGCCAAAGCAAAAGGUUGCUCAGGCUCCAGAAGAUGAGUGCCCAAGCCUGGGAACUGGGCUUGAGGCAAUGCUGAACCAGGCAUGAUGCAAACUGUGCCAGGCCUGAGAGAUGCAGCUGGGCACAGCUGACAUCAGCCCUCAGCAAUGAAGUGGCACUCACUGAAAUGGCACAGCCCCAGGCACUUCUGCCUCCUGGUUUUGGGACAUGUUCAGACCCUGGGUGCUGCCCUCCCUUUCCCCUAGUUCUCCACCCUGCUGAGAGUCCCUUGGGUCUCCUCUGCAGAUGGGCUCUUUGUGACUGACUACUUCACCCGCACACCACGCAAGCUCAGCCCCUUCCGCUCCUUUGCCAGCAUCGAGCUCUUCCACUUCCACAUCCCUGAGGACACAGUCAUUGCUGUCUGGAACCUCAUCACCUUCAAGGAGCAGGGUGGCACCUUUGGGGACCAAUGCCCAGAUCGUAGCAUCACCGUGUGAGUACUUCCGCUCAGGGGCUCCCUCCGUCAUUAACCCACUGCACACGCACUUCCCCAGGGACACGGCUGUCCCUGGCUCCUUUGCACUGACUCUCACCUGGACCCUGCCCAACCGCACCACGGGGGUCUUCAAUGUCACCAGCCCGCUGCCCGGGGACUGGUUCCUGGCUGCUCACCUGCCCAAAGAUGAGGGCAAGAUCUCUGUCAAGGGGCUCUACGAGGAGUGCCAGUACCUCUUCCAGCCACAGCUCAUUGUGCAGCGCCUGGUGAACAUCGCCGUGCUGUACCCUGGUUAUGUCACUGAGCAGAGCAUGGCCCCCCACAACCGCUCCUGCCUCUACAAGGUGUUUGUGCCAAGCUACACAUCACGAGUGCUGGUGGAGGUGCUGCGGUGCCAUGGGGCUGAGGGCUGCCCGCUCUGGCUGCGUGUGCGGGCCAAGGCUCCCCCCCUGCACAACUCCACAGCACUGGACUGCCGGGAGCACGAUCCCUGCCAGCUGGCACUGGACCUGCCCUUCUGGCAGCACUGGUACUAUGUGCUGGUGGAGAAACACCCUGGGGUGCCAGGCACCAUCUCCUUCCAGGUCACCGUGCAGCUCACAGACUGCUCCCAGCCCAGCCUGGCCCGGCCACCCUUCCUACCCUCCAGUGCUUCCAUGAACAUGCCCCACUCCUUCGGCUCUGCGGGUGGGAUGGCGCUGGGGGACAGCCCUCCACCUACCAGCCCCAAUGGCACGAAGCACCCAGUCCCCAUCACCUCACCUGCCAGUGAGCGGUGCUGGCCCAUCCGCCCCACGCUGCGCAAUGAGCUGGACACCUUCUCCGUCCACUUCUACAUCUUCUUUGGACCCAACGUGUCAGUGCCACCCGACCGCCCUGCUGUCUUCGUCAUCAACCUCCUGCCGGUGCUGGACAGUGGUGGGGUGCUCAACCUGGAGCUGCGGCUCAAUGUGAGCUCCCUGUGUGGCGAGAAUGUGACGGUGUUUGGGUGUCUGAACCACGAAGUCCCACUGACGUCCAGUGACAACGCCUCAGUCACCUGCGAGACAGAGUCCCUGGCAGGCUUCCUGCUCUCCGUCAAUGCCACAGCCAGCCUCAGCCGCCUGCGGAUCCCCUACCCCCAGACAGGCAGCUGGUACCUGAGCCUGCGCUCGCUCUGUGCCACAGAGCAUGGGUUUGAGCCCUGCACCAACGUGACAGCCGAGGUGUACCUGCGCACCUACCUCUCGCCCUGCAUCAACGACUGUGGCAUCUACGGCCAGUGCAAGCUGCUGCGCACCAACAACUACCUGUACGCUGCCUGCGAGUGCAAAGCUGGCUGGAAUGGCUGGGGCUGCACAGACAACUCCGAGGCUUUCUCCUACGGCUUCCAGCUCCUCUCCACGCUGCUGCUGUGCCUCAGCAAUGUCAUGUUCGUGCCUCCUGUGGCCAUUGCUGUCCGCAGCCACUACCUCCUGGAAGCUGCUGUCUACAUCUUUACCAUGUUCUUCUCCACUUUUUACCACGCCUGUGACCAGCCCGGCAUAGUAGUGUUCUGCAUCAUGGAGUAUGAUGUGCUGCAGUUCUGCGACUUCCUGGGCUCCCUCAUGUCUGUCUGGGUCACCGUCAUCGCUAUGGCCCGGCUCCAGCCCGUGGUCAAGCAGGUGCUGUACCUGCUGGGGGCCAUGCUGCUCUCCAUGGCUCUGCAGAUGGACCGCCAUGGGCUCUGGAACCUGCUAGGGCCCAGCCUUUUCGCCUUGGGGAUCAUGGCUGUUGCCUGGACAGCUCGCACCAUCCGGCGCCGACACUGCUACCCACCAACCUGGAAGCGCUGGGCUUUCUACCUGUGCCCGGGAGCGCUGAUCGCGGCGGCCGCUGUGCUGCUCUAUGCCUUUGUGGAGACAGAGGAGAACUACUUCUACAUCCACAGCAUCUGGCACCUGCUCAUCGCUGGCAGCGUUGGCUUCUUGCUGCCGCCCCGCGCCAAGCCCAGCAGGCGCCUGGGGCCACUGCCCCGGCGCAAGGGCUGUGGGUACCAGCUCUGUGUCAAUGAACAGGAGGAGCUGGGGCUUGUUGACCCGGCCGUGGCCUCCAUCAACAGCAUUUGUACCAGCUGAUGCUGACGGCACCUGGACUCCUUCUUCACGGACAGCAGCCCUGCAGGGCUCGGCACCCACUCUCUUUGCCAGCCACCCCUUCCCGGGAGCACCAGGAUUCCUCUGGGAGGGCACAGAGCCGCUCGUGCCAUCUUUUUGUUGCAAUUACAGCCUGGUUGAACUUGUC